Neurospora crassa OR74A is the source of this 1161-nucleotide messenger RNA. It is a transcript of the gene mfa-1, whose product is annotated as pheromone mfa-1. The record is from RefSeq and is a predicted model, not a curated record. Bases 59 to 133 code for a protein of 24 amino acids. The transcript has a single exon. Lineage: Eukaryota; Fungi; Ascomycota; Sordariomycetes; Sordariales; Sordariaceae.
CUCCUCAUCCCACAACAGCCUUUGAAUCCAUUCAAUAAACAACCCACAAACCAUCAACAUGCCUUCCACCGCUGCUUCCACCAAGGUCCCCCAGACCACCAUGAACUUCAACGGCUACUGCGUUGUUAUGUAAAUAACCUCACAGCGCCUUGAAGGGCCAACGAGAGCAUUGAGAGGCAGAUACCAACCAGCUUUCCUUCAGCAACCUUCUGGCAAACCACCCAUCUCACCUGAGUGAUCCUGUUCUCGCAACAUCACUCGAUGAGAACCAGUGAAGAUCGGUAUCUCGCCUCUCAACGUCAGACCAGCAAUCUGCUUUUCCCUCUAUCAUGAUUGAAAAGCCCACCUCUCGUUCCGCCACAACAGCAACCUCGCCUAGGAAGCUUCUUGUCUCUGCUUCAUGGUGGACUCUGCACAAUGGGAGCACCCACUGACAACAUCCGGAGCGGUGAGGAUCUUUCCUUGAUGGGAAUGGAAAAAACCUUUGUCAACCGGGGAUAUACAUCCGCACACAUCACACACACCAUCCUUUCACAUAAACGACUUUCGCUUCUUUUUGUUGGGGAUAACUUCACACGGGACUACUUUUCGUCCACACGGAGCUUUCCCUCUUCAAUUUUCGACACUCAGGCAACUCACCUUAUCUUUCUGGACCCUUUCUCUCUUUUGUCGUUGAUUCGACACCAAACACCCUUUGCGGACUGAGGACAUCGCCGGCGGGAAACGAUGCAGCAACUUCUCUUUGGUUCACACUCUUCGGCAAACGUCACCUGGGAGUCGGCGGACUCACACCUUCCAACCUCAACCUCUUCCAUCUGCUGGGAGGGAGCUAUUUCGCGACAUGCUUCUCUCUUUUGUUGGGUGGGACUUGCACGGGCUUGGGUAUGGCGCUUGGUUCACCACUCCUUUUUCUUUGCGCACUUUCUUGGAAUUUUCUUGGAUAGGACUGUAGAGGAGGGAAGUCUUCCUUUCUGUCUUGGCAGGGAGGGGGGACUCGCGGGAUGAAAUUUGUGGAGGGGGAGGACCAUGUGGGGAGUUUUCACUGUAUCUUUCUGAUCUUGGUUUGCGGAGGGGAGGGAUUGUGGGGGUGAGUUGGCUUGGUUGAAGGAUUUGAAGAGUGUUAGUUCUUUUAAUAAAAAAAAAACCCCGGUUGACACCAUA